Botrytis cinerea B05.10 is the source of this 1355-nucleotide messenger RNA. RefSeq lists its product as hypothetical. Bases 230 to 319 code for a protein of 29 amino acids. The record is from RefSeq and is a predicted model, not a curated record. NCBI's taxonomy places the organism in Eukaryota, Fungi, Ascomycota, Leotiomycetes, Helotiales, Sclerotiniaceae. The transcript has a single exon.
GAAAUUUUGUUCAAUAGCUACUCUAGAAACAGACUACCUUGAUUUCCUAAUCACCAUUUCAAUCUUGCCAACUAUUUGGUGGAUGUUAGUGUGAAUUAAGUGUUAUAUUAUGACGUUUCCGGCUCCCAAGCGAAGAUAGGAACUUCUCUAAGUUCUCAGUAGAUUCAGUUCUAUUCCUAAAAACCACGCUUCAGGUUUUCUCCAUAAAAAAGAAUAAAUGAAAUAAUAAAUGUUUCAAAAGAAUCAUCAAUUCAAAGAAGAAUACGUGGUAAUCAUUUCGGUCCAUAACAGCAGUCGUUCUCAAUAUACUCGCAAGUAACUCCCUUUCGCAUUCAUUCUCGAUAAUUUAAGGGUCAUUUGCAAUAAAAAGAUGGAAUGACUAACACCCAAACAAGCCAUAACCACUGCACACGAUAUUUCAAUUGAGGCCGGCCUUUCGAAUUUUGCAGCCCUUGCGAAGGAUACUCGAACUUCAAAUCUUGACCCCUCAUCUUCAGAUACCGAUGCAGAGAAGACCAAAGUUGAGAAUAAGGAUGAGGAAGAUGGAAAUGGUAAAUUUGAAAGAAUUCACCGCCAACCACCAAGAGAUACCAAUGUUAUCUUUGAUGGGGGCUCUGACGCCAAUGACGAACCCGUAUCCGAAUCCGAAUUUGAAUCCGAUUUCAUGGUACGAGCAGGUGACAAAGGCGAAGAAAAGAGUAAAUUUCGGAAAUCGUUGAAGGAAAGUAGAUCCACCAUUGCACCUGAAUUUGAGUCUGAAUCUCGACCUCAAUCUAGUUUUAUCAGCUUUAGCACAGGGAUUGAGAGCCAGUCUUCAGCAGCAGGAAACAGUGAUCUUGAUAAAAUCGAAGAUCCGUAUCAAGAAGACAGCGAAGAUUCAUCCUCUCUUCUGCUCACACCUACAUCUAUAGCCGAGUUCGUUACAGAAUCUGACUCCCAAUCGAUACACCAGAUUUCAGCCAAGACAGAAAUUGAUCACGGUACCACAUCUGGCAAGGGGACAGAUGCAAACCACGAAGCCGAGACUGCAUCUCAAGCAGCUGCACAUUUAGAUUCAUUGGAUCCUAUGAACCCAUCUGUCGAGCAAGACGAUGCAACACGCAAUGCCAGCAUACGAGCCACUAUAAAUGGACUCCAAAAUUCCACUAUCACAGUGUGUUUCCACAUUUUUCUUUCUACUGUGUUCCUCUCCAUACUCAUAUUCUUUGGGCUUCUCCUUCCUCAAAAUUGCCGGGCUUCUUUGCUUGGUCACCCUUCGACAAUAACGUUGCUAAGCACCAUCUCACUCUUGCUUUUCUGAGAGAUGUUUGUCAUAUUUGAUAUUGGAAUAAUAGGCGAUGUGGGACUUAAUGACA